Molecule: messenger RNA, 1029 nt
Organism: Habropoda laboriosa
Lineage: Eukaryota; Metazoa; Arthropoda; Insecta; Hymenoptera; Apidae
Product: box C/D snoRNA protein 1
Exons: 7
Coding region: 1-1029 (342 amino acids)
Biological process (GO): snoRNA localization; box C/D snoRNP assembly; maturation of LSU-rRNA from tricistronic rRNA transcript (SSU-rRNA, 5.8S rRNA, LSU-rRNA)
Cellular component (GO): nucleus; pre-snoRNP complex
Source: RefSeq, a predicted model, not a curated record
AUGGCGACGUCCAGUAACAAAAUCAAAGAUUGUGAAGUAUGCAGUACGGAUAAAGCAAUAUACACGUGUCCGAAAUGUGAGGUUAGGACUUGUUGUCUUCGGUGUGUAAACAUUCAUAAAAGAGAAUUAGAAUGCGAUGGUGUCCGAGAUAAAACAAAAUUUGUAACGUUACAAUCAUUUACGGAUUUGGACCUUUUGAGUGAUUACAGACUUCUUGAGGAAGUAGGUAGGACAGUUGAACAUUUAAAAAGAGAUCCAUUUAAAAAGUGUACACGUCAAAAUAGUUUACCAAUGCAUCUAAAAAGAUUAAAAACAGCUGCAUUUAAGAGGAAAAUUGCUUUACAAUUUAUGCCACAACAUUUUUCUAGACACAAAAGUAAUACAACUUUUUUAAACUGGAAAAGUAAUGAGUUAUAUUGGAGAAUAGAAUGGAUCUUUCCUCAAGCAGAGUGCACAAAAUGGGUAACAGAAAGGAGUUUAGAAUCUACAAGAUUAUCAUUACUUAUAGAGGAAAUUCUCGAUCCUGUUAAAUCAUUGGAAAAUAAAAAUAAUAUAGAAGAACUAAAUUUGAGAAUGAGUUUAAACGAUAGACUACAGUUUUACCAAGCAGCUGGCUUAUCUGGAGUAAAAGUACUUUUAAAAGCAGAAAAGAUUGCAAAGUCAGAUUUAAAGUUUUAUGAGUUGGACAUUACACUUACAUUAAUGGAGAAUUUAGAAAAUAAAGUUAUAAUAGAAUUUCCAGUAAUAUAUAUAGUUUUAAAGGACCAUUCAUAUAUGUAUGAAAUUAUAAAUACAGAUGAUGAGGAUGAUUCAAAAUGUAAAAUUAAUAACGAUAAUGUGCUUAAACGAAGAAAACGAACAUACAAUCAAAUGAAUAUUAAAGAAGAAAAAAGUUCAACUGUAAAUUAUUUCUUUAAUUCCGAAUUUUCGGAAUCAGAAGAGGAAGAAUUAAGUAAUAAUCAAAAGAGCGAUCAUUUAUCAAAUUUUUGUAUACCUAAUUACGAUGAAUUAGUUAAAAUGGAACAAUAA